This is a messenger RNA of Sphaerulina musiva SO2202, 1338 nucleotides long. Its product is annotated as MFS general substrate transporter. Gene Ontology annotation, cellular component: membrane. Gene Ontology annotation, biological process: transmembrane transport. Bases 1 to 1338 code for a protein of 445 amino acids. Lineage: Eukaryota; Fungi; Ascomycota; Dothideomycetes; Mycosphaerellales; Mycosphaerellaceae. Gene Ontology annotation, molecular function: transmembrane transporter activity. The record is from RefSeq and is a predicted model, not a curated record. The transcript is spliced from 2 exons.
AUGAACAAAGGGUUCUUCAACGGAAUACAAACACCAACAACACCAACCGAACUUGAAGCCAGCAGACCAUCUACCGCGAUACGAGGCACUGCUGUAAGUGCUCUACCAUCGUUCUGGUAUCCACGAAUGAAUAAGUGGAGAGUGUUAUGUUCAUGUCUCAUAUACAUGGGAAACGGUAUGAGCGACUCUGCGCCUGGAGCUCUGAUCCCCUAUAUUGAGGACUACUACCACAUUGGCUACGCGAUCGUCUCGACGAUCUGGAUUGCAAAUGCUGCUGGAUUCAUCUCAUCUGCUUUCGUUACAGAUUGGAUUCUCUCGCAUUUCGGUCGAGCAAGAACGUUGAUGAUUGCAGAAGCGUUCAUGAUUGGAGCCUAUGUGGUGGUUGCUUGUGCUCCUCCCUUUCCUGUUGUUGCCGUGGCCUAUCUCUUCAUGGGCUUCGGCAAUGCAAUCAAUCUCGCCCUGAACAAUGUAUUCUGCGCCAAUCUUGCAGACUCGACAGUCAUUCUUGGCUUUGCUCACGGCUCAUAUGGUGUGGGUGGUAUCGUCGCACCGAUCGCGGCAACAGCAAUGGUCUCCAAUGGCAUCUUUUGGGCACGAUUCUAUCUCGUGACGAUUGGUAUCAGACUCCUCUGCUUUGCCUUUGCGGCCUGGUCGUUUUGGUCCUAUGAGUACGAGACAACGUCGCACCUCACCUCCGACCUUCAGCAUCUUGCCGGUAACAACGCAAACGCCGAGCAUGUCGAGCUCAACAAGUCGAGCAUGUUAAUGACAGCUCUGAAGAAUCGUACCACAGUCAUUGGUGCUCUUUUCAUCUUCGCUUAUCAGGGCGCGGAAGUGUCUGAGUCAGGCUGGUUCAUCUCCUAUUUGAUCUCUUAUCGUCAUGGCAAUCCAGCAAAAGUCGGCUACGUGACAAGUGGUUUCUGGGCAGGCAUCACAGUCGGGCGCUUCACCUUGACACACCUCGCGCAUCGAGUCGGAGAAAGAAGUUUCGUGUUCGGCAUGGGAGUGGGAGUAAUUGUGUUUCAAAUCUUAUCUUGGUUGAUCCCCAGCGUCAUUGGGAACUCAGUAUCGGUCGCUAUUCUGGGGUUACUGCUUGGUCCAGUGUAUCCUGCUGCAGCGACUGUCUUCACCAAGCUUCUACCACGAAGAUUGCAAACUAUCGCCAUCGGCUUCAUCUCUUCUGCUGGAAGUUCGGGGGGAGCAGUCGUGCCAUUCUUGACUGGGUUGGCGGCGCAGAGUAGAGGCACUUGGGUUCUGCAUCCCAUAUGCAUUGGAGCUUAUAUCAUGAUGUUGGGCUGCUGGGCUAUAUUGCCAAAGGUGAAGAAGCCGACUUCUUGA